AUGUCUCACAACACCCUCGGUAACGGCGAAUGGCUGAACGUCGGCCAGAGCCUUUUCAGCCAGGACGGCUCCGUCGAGCUCAGGAUGCAGAGUGACGGCAAGAUUGCUGUCUACUGGGGCGGCGAGUGCCGCUUCCAGAACACUGCAACCCAGCGCAACGACAUCAAGGGCAUUAUUAUGCAGGAGGACGGUAACAUGGUCAUCUAUGAUCAUCACCAGAAGCCCGUCUGGGCUACCAACACUGGCCCCGGUGGUCCUGGCGACAGCACUGUGAUCUGUACUGUGCAGAAUGAUGGCAAUGUCGUUCUCUACAAGGGCACUCCCAUCUGGUCUAGCAACACCCACAAAUAG
Messenger RNA from Penicilliopsis zonata CBS 506.65, 351 nucleotides. RefSeq lists its product as hypothetical. The transcript is spliced from 2 exons. NCBI's taxonomy places the organism in Eukaryota, Fungi, Ascomycota, Eurotiomycetes, Eurotiales, Aspergillaceae. Bases 1 to 351 code for a protein of 116 amino acids. The record is from RefSeq and is a predicted model, not a curated record.